This is a messenger RNA of Syngnathus typhle (broad-nosed pipefish), 1434 nucleotides long. It is a transcript of the gene ilf2, whose product is annotated as interleukin enhancer binding factor 2. The coding region runs from base 129 to 1292 and encodes 387 amino acids. The transcript is spliced from 15 exons. NCBI's taxonomy places the organism in Eukaryota, Metazoa, Chordata, Actinopteri, Syngnathiformes, Syngnathidae. The record is from RefSeq and is a predicted model, not a curated record.
CUCGGUUAGGUUUAAAAUCGAAGAAGAAGAACGGGGAAGUCGCUAGCUCGUCGCCCAACCGGCAGAGUGCAAACACGAAUCGUUUCUCCUCAUUUCCUUUCCGUUCCUUUGCCAAAACGUCGUACGCGAUGAGAGGGGACCGCGGCAGGGGUCGAGGAGGCCGCUUUGGGUCCCGUGGGGGAAUGGCUCAGGGGUAUCGUCCGUUUAUUCCACACAUCCCUUUUGAUUUUUACGUGUGUGAGAUGGCCUUCCCCAGAGUGAAGCCCGCACCCGACGAGAGCGCGUUCAGCGACUGUCUGCUGAAGAGAAAUCAAGACCUGAGCCCAACACCUACAGAGCAGUCUUCCAUCUUGUCACUGGUCACAAAGAUCAACAAUGUCAUUGAUAAUCUGAUUGUUGCCCCUGGUAAUUUUGAAGUGCAAAUUGAGGAGGUGCGUCAGGUGGGCUCAUACAAGAAGGGUACCAUGACAACCGGCCACAAUGUUGCCGACCUUGUCGUUAUCCUCAAGAUUCUUCCCACACUGGAGGCUGUUGCAUCGCUGGGCAACAAAGUAGUGGAGACUCUUCGAACCCAGGACCCAAGUGAAGUGCUGUCCAUGCUGACCAACGAGACGGGCUUUGAGAUCAGCUCAGCGGACGCUACUGUCAAGAUUCUCAUCACCACUGUCCCUCCCAACCUGCGCAAACUGGACCCCGAGUUACAUUUGGACAUCAAGGUACUGCAGAGCGCUCUGGCAGCCAUUCGCCACGCCCGCUGGUUUGAGGAAAACGCUUCUCAAUCCACGGUUAAAGUGUUGAUCCGCCUCCUGAAGGACCUCAGGCUGCGCUUCUCUGGCUUUGAGCCUCUCAACCCUUGGAUUUUGGACUUACUGGGUCACUCAGCGGUGAUGAACAAUCCAUCCAGGCAGCCUUUGUCUCUAAAUGUGGCCUACAGGCGCUGCCUGCAGAUGGUGGCCGCGGGUCUCUUCCUGCCCGGCUCGGUGGGCAUCACCGACCCUUGUGAGAGCGGAAACUUCCGAGUGCACACGGUCAUGACUCUGGAACAGCAGGACAUGGUGUGCUUCACAGCUCAGACACUGGUGAGGGUCCUGUCACACGGAGGUUUCAGGAAGAUCCUCGGCCUGGACGGAGAUGCAAGCUAUCUGGCGACCGAGAUGUCCACUUGGGACGGUGUGAUAGUGACCCCUUCCGAAAAGGCCUAUGAGAAGCCCCCUGAGAAGAAGGAGGAAGAAGAUGAAACUCUGGAGGAGGGAGGGGAUGGAGAUGACGACAGCAUGGAAACCCAGGAAUGACCGAGUUCAUCGUUGGACCCUUUGAAGACAGGAUUCCACAUUCACAAUGCUUUUAAGAAAAAACGAUUGGCCACAAUAAUGAUUUUUUUUCUCAUGAUUUAAUUGAAGCUGUUGCUUUGAAUUAAACUCUUUUUUUUUUUAA